AUGGCCAUGCUGAACGUAUUGAGGAAACGAUACGACGACGAAACUCUGGAGGUGUUGCUACUUACGGCGAAGGAACGUAGCUCCAGCACCAUCUCCGAGUUGCGCAAUGAACUGUGGCUGAGUCAAGGAAAAACGGUCGGCCAAGCUUACUUUCUUCUCCAACUGGACACGUUGGGGGAGCACGUUUUGUUCAGCCCAGAUCUUGGUCCAUUGGUCUCGUACGCAAAUAAGGUGAGGGGCAAGUACGUGACAGUGAGUGAAGGAGUACACGAGCGCAGCUGGCUCACACUACGAGGCGAGCAGCGAAGGACGGGGGUUACAGACGGAAAGAUCGCCAACAGCGAGUGCGAGGCGCGAUCUUGCGCGGAAGGGCACCGAAGCAACGCACGAGCGGCUCACAGCAGCCGAACGAACCGAUGGCUGAGGGCGUCCGAGGCUAGCGACGGGCUGUUCGCGGGCGAGGGCUCACUUGGCAAUCUGCCAGACAGCGAACACUAG
This is a messenger RNA of Phytophthora sojae, 498 nucleotides long. RefSeq lists its product as hypothetical. The coding region runs from base 1 to 498 and encodes 165 amino acids. The record is from RefSeq and is a predicted model, not a curated record. NCBI's taxonomy places the organism in Eukaryota, Oomycota, Peronosporomycetes, Peronosporales, Peronosporaceae. The transcript has 2 exons.